AUGUCGGAAACGGCUCCUGCUGCACCCGCUGUCCCGGCCCCUGUGGAGAAGUCUCCGGCCAAGAAGAAGGCGAAGAAGCCGGCGGGGGGAGCGAAACGCAGGGCUGCGGGACCCUCGGUGUCCGAGCUGAUCACCCAGGUGGUGUCGGCGUCCAAGGAGCGCAAUGGGGUGUCUCUGGCCGCCCUUAAAAAAGCGCUGGCUGCCGCCGGCUACGACGUGGAGAAAAACAACAGCCGCAUCAAGCUGGGGCUCAAGAGCCUGGUCGCCAAAGGCACCUUGGUGCAGACCAAAGGCACCGGUGCCUCGGGCUCUUUCAAGAUCAACAAGAAAGCGGCCGGCUCCGAAGGCAAGUCCAAGCUGAGAGCCAAGAAACCGGCUGCCGCGACUAAGCCCAAGAAAUCAGCAAGCGCUGCCAAGAAGCCCAAGAAGCCUGCGGCUUCCGGGGCCAAAAAGAGCGUGAAAAGGACCCCGAAGAAAGCUAAGAAGCCAGGGGCGGUUGCAGCCAAGAAAGCGGCCAAGAGCCCGAAAAAGACCAAAGCCGUCAGACCUAAAAAAGCGGCUAAAAGCCCCGCCAAACCUAAAGUGGUGAAGUCUAAAGCAGCCAAGCCAAAGGCUGUGAAACCGAAAACCACCAAGCCCAAGAAGGCGGCCGCGUCCAAGAAGAAGUAA
Molecule: messenger RNA, 669 nt
Organism: Tachyglossus aculeatus (Australian echidna)
Lineage: Eukaryota; Metazoa; Chordata; Mammalia; Monotremata; Tachyglossidae
Product: histone H1.4-like
Exons: 1
Coding region: 1-669 (222 amino acids)
Biological process (GO): nucleosome assembly
Cellular component (GO): nucleosome
Molecular function (GO): structural constituent of chromatin; DNA binding
Source: RefSeq, a predicted model, not a curated record